Paramecium tetraurelia is the source of this 660-nucleotide messenger RNA. RefSeq lists its product as uncharacterized. Gene Ontology annotation, biological process: rRNA processing. Gene Ontology annotation, cellular component: small-subunit processome; nucleolus. The record is from RefSeq and is a predicted model, not a curated record. NCBI's taxonomy places the organism in Eukaryota, Ciliophora, Oligohymenophorea, Peniculida, Parameciidae. The transcript has 4 exons.
AUGUCUAAUUUUACAAAUGCCAAACCGCAAAGGAAAUACAGAGAAAGAGCAUAACCUACAUCUAGAGAAUUCCUUGGUAUUUUAGAAAAGCAUGGUGACUAUAAAAAGAGAGCUAUCAAUUAUUAGAGAAAGAAGGAACAAUUACAAAAAUUGCAAUUGAAGGCUGCUUUAAGAAAUAAAGAUGAAUUUAAUUUUAGAAUGCUCAAGAGCAAAGUUAAGGAUGGUGUGGUAUAUGAAGAUUAGAAUGAAAGCAGCGGAGAUGAAUAAGAAAUCCUUAAAUAAAUUAAAACUCAAAAUUAAAAUUUACUUAAAGCAUCUAUUUAACAAAAAGAAAAAUUAACUGAGAAACUCAAAGAAGACUUGGCUAUGGUAUAAUUUGAGUAACCUACUCACAAAUUCUUUUUGAAGGAAGCAAGGAAAAAGAGUUUCGAUUAAGUUGAAGAUAAACUGCAAGGGGAAGCAUAAUAAUCUGCUCCCAACUCUUAAUUAGCUCAAAAGAUUAAUAAGCUAACUGAGGCUUUAUAUGAGAAAGAGAGAAUGAAACGCUUUUACGUGGCAAUAACAAAAUCAAAAACUAAAGAUAACGUAACAGCCAAGCCUCAUUAGAGAAAAAGAAUCAAGAAAGGAAAAGGAAAAGGAUUAUUUGAGAGAAGUAGAUGA